Molecule: messenger RNA, 1778 nt
Organism: Struthio camelus australis
Lineage: Eukaryota; Metazoa; Chordata; Aves; Struthioniformes; Struthionidae
Source: RefSeq, a predicted model, not a curated record
CCCCGGCUGCCGCAGCGCCCUGCUCAGAUGGACGGUUUCUGCCCUUUCCCCUCUUCCCUCAGGCGCGUUGCUGCUCACGGGCAGGGCAAGGGAGUCAGGCUGAGCUGCUGGGCACGCCCGCUUCACCGCUGGCGGCGGCCUGAAGGGCCUUGUGCUGCCUGCGUGGUGGCCUUCGGCCGACCUUGGGUGCUGCCCCGACCUUCCUGCUGUGCGUCGGGCUCUCUUUCUCGUCUGCGCCCCAGUGAGCACGGCUAACCGCAGACUUGUUUUGUUCGCGUUUGUUCAGGUGGCUUCUCGUGUGUGUGGGCAACUCUUUUUGCGUGAUGUGCUCUCUUUGUGUGAAAAAGGGAUUGAAGUUUGGGACAGCUAUGGGGGAGGAUGCAGUGACCGCACUACCAUGAAGCAUGGGCCAUCCUGUCACAUCUAAGGUUAAAAAAAUAAAAAUAAGGAUGAGCCCUGGUAUGUUUCUUGGGGCACUGUUCAGCCAGUGAAGACUGCUGUUAGGUCUGCAGACAGCUAAAGCAUCAGCCAAAUGCAAGUAAGAAAAACAAGCCUGUGAUCGGUAGGCUUACAUUUGCUCUGUAAAGAUCUUCAUCUCCAAAGGUUUGUUUUAGGAUGCACAGAAUUGAAACGGUUUGCAAACUGGUGUGCUUGAAGUGGGAAAGUUAGAUAACACCAAAGGCAGUAGUUGUUAUAUACACAAAUUCAUGCUAGAAGAAAAAAAAGGUGAGUAUGAACUCAGAUUCACUGAAUGCAGUUGGUUGAUUUGUUUCAAGAAAAUGACCUCUAUUUGUCUUUUUGUUUUUAGGAAAUAUUCAGAGUUAAUUAAAAUGUCUUCCAGCAAACCUCCCAAUGAAAAUGAAACAGCCAAAGAGAGAAUUCCAGGAUUGAGGGGUGUUCGAACAACCGCACUCUUCCGAGCUGUGAACCCAGAGCUUUUCAUUAAACCUAACAAACCUGUGAUGGCAUUUGGACUUGUAGGAAUUACCCUCUGUGUGGCCUACCUUGGUUAUUUGCAUGCAACAGUAGAGAACAAGAAGGAUCUCUAUGAAGCAAUUGACAGUGAAGGGUCCAGAUAUAUGCGGAGGAAAACUUCCAAGUGGGACUGAAGAGGGAAGGAAGGAAAUCUGCAGAUCGCAGAGUUUUUCAAAGCAACUACUAUUUUUUUUCUCUGUCCACUGAAAUAAUGGAUAAAUAUCUCUCUUGCCAUUUAAUCCAAUUUAAGUUCCAUUAUAAAUUUCAUGCCUGUAAAAAUAAAUCGUAAUUAAGAUAUAUACAAACAGUAAAGUGAUUUUAAGAAUUGUUGCCUGGGAUCUUCAAAGCAUGUCAGAAGAGACACAAUUGACUCUGAUGUGCAGACUAAACUGAUAAAUACCCAUAGAAAUUUAUAUGAUAGUUCAAGUCAUCUCUGUUUAAGGUGAAAACAAGGGUUUGGCUUUUAUUUUUUAAACAGGAGUCGUAUUACAUUGUGAAAAGAUGAAGUUGAUCUCUUGUUCUGUUGAAAGUUGAUAAUUACAAUGUUGCAAGUGAAAUAUUUUUUAAGAUAAUAUUAGAAAGAUCUGAUAAAGAAGUUGUUGAAGGGUUUUAUUUAAUGAAGGAAUGUGUAAAAUACUGACCAAAAUGAUCCUUGGGUUAUUCCUUAUUAUUAUUGGACAUCCUGUCUUACUCUUUUGAAGUACUUUUUCCCCUGGCUUCCUGAGGAAAUGAGACUUGUGCAAUUACUUCAUCCAUGUAUUUACCAGUUGUCUCAGCUCUGAUUAAAAUGUUUGAACCUUUUA